AGGCUCCUGGGCUCCUCGCGAACCCAGGCUCUUGGGUUCGCCUGGAGGUAAAAGAAAAAAAAAGGCCGGAGGAAGGAGAGGAUGGGGAAGAAGAUGAGGGUUCAUGAUCAUUCUGUCAGUUUAGCACUAAGAUCGAGUCUUUGGUUUAAUGCGAGAGAAGCUGUUGCUGGGAAGGAGAGGAAGGCAAGGAAGAUGAGCUGCCAAAACGAUGGUGGUGAGAGCAGGGAGAUCGGUCUGUCUGCUGUUCGUGAAGAAGAAGCUGUUGCUAGGAAGGAGAGGAAGGCAACGAAGAUGAGCUGCCAACAUGAUGGUGGUGAGAGCAAGGAGAUCGAUCUGUUUCUUCUUUCAAACACGGUGCUGGUGACUAGUGAGGGCAGGGAGAGCAGUCCGAACCUUGUGCAUUUGUGGGACCCUCUCACCGCGUUUGUUGCACCUCGGAUUCAGGUUAUAGGGCGUGACACGGAAUUCAUCCCCAUUUUCUGUAGAAUUUCGGACAUCACAAGACAGCAAAUUAACUGGAUAAUUUUAGGCUUGGAGGAGCUGUCAACAUACCAGAAUUUCCAGCAGCAGAACCGGACCUGGCAUGGGAAGAAGCCGGCGGGAAUUUGGGGAGAAAAAUCAAGAAAUCCACUGGAAAUUGGGAAACCAAGAGAAAUUAAGGUAAACCCAAGCCAAUUCAAGGAAAAACAGAGAAUUAAUGGCUGUUUCUUACCGAAAAACCCAGAAUUUCGCACCCACAUAGCAGAAACUGACGGACAAGGGAAGAAGAAGCAGAGCAGAUCCGGGAUUUUUGGGUUGAGGGAGAGAGUUCUAAGUCCUAAAACUUGUUAUUGAGCAACAAAGAAGGAGAAAUUUCAAGCUUCUCUUACCGGUUUUUCAAGGGAUGGCUGUCGGCUUGCUUGGUUCCUUUUUUUUUUUUGUUUCGGGUUGCAGUAGGGUCGGGAAGAGCAGAAGCACGCGGGCUGAAGAAGAAAGGAAGAAGAAGAAAAGAAAUAAGCCAUUCUUAUCCAAAUCUUUUUCUCUUUAAGUCCCUCAAGUUUGGAAAUUUUGGCUAUCAAGUCCCAAAAUAAUAUUUUUUCACAAUUUAGUCCUUAACUUGAUGCUAAAAUAUCACAAAAUUUUGGGGUAUUACACUCAUAGUCUUUCCUUGUCCACCAUUUCAGGAAGCGAAGUCAAGGACGAGGAAAAACGAGGGGAGUGACGAGUUAGAAGGCUAGCCAUCUUAUAAAUUUGAUAUAGAUUU
Molecule: messenger RNA, 1243 nt
Organism: Rubroshorea leprosula
Lineage: Eukaryota; Viridiplantae; Streptophyta; Magnoliopsida; Malvales; Dipterocarpaceae
Source: the annotation of a GenBank genome assembly